CCGAAUGGUUUGACCCUCUCUGUAUAUAAAGAUGACCUGUGCCGUCACAACGUAGAUGUCAUUGUUAAUGCAGCCAAUGAAGAUCUGAAACAUAUUGGGGGUUUGGCAAAAGCUAUUCUGGAUGCAGCAGGACGUAAACUCCAAGAUGACUGCAAUCAGAUUAUCAGGAAAGAUGGAAAAUUGUUCACUGGAGAUUCAGUAAUUACUGACGCAGGGAAAUUGCCGUGCAAACAAAUAAUACAUACAGUCGGCCCUCGAUGGGGGAUGCAAAUUCACGCUCCAGAUGUGAACGGCUUCUACGGAGGGCAAUUACCACCAGUUUAG
This is a messenger RNA of Staurois parvus, 324 nucleotides long. Lineage: Eukaryota; Metazoa; Chordata; Amphibia; Anura; Ranidae. The record is from the annotation of a GenBank genome assembly.